AUGGCGACAUGGGCUUAUCCACCGCUCCCUCCGGCGCAGAUCGAACAGGAGGCCGAUAGCGCAUUGGACAGAGAGUUAGAAUGGCUAUUGCGAGCUCUGCAAGAUUCCCUUACAUCGCUGCGAGAAGGCCUACAGGAUUGCGCCUCCUUGUUAGCCCCCAAAGAACCGGGGUCAACUCUGGUCAUUUCGUCCGUACGAUCGGAAAAUGUAAAAGGGUUUGUGACAAGGGUUGGGACCAAGAUCGUGAAAGGUGAUAUCCAACUUCGCCUGAGCUCCCUAGCCUCUGCUCGGGGUUCUACUACUCGCCUAUGCCUGUCAAAUGCGCCUACCGCCCCGGAGCUCGUGCUCGAUCAACUAGUCUCGGUGCGAAAUCUGGUCAACCAGAGUUUGGAUGUAGUGGAUGUUAGCGCUUGGACGGGCGACCCUCUCAAUCCCAGCUUCAUCUUCGGUCAAUUACGCCUUUUGCAUGAAACCAUCUCCGAGGCGCGGCAGAUGUUGAAAGGGGAGAGCGAGCACACCAAAAGUGAUUGGUGUAAUGGGAGCGCACCAGAAGAUAUGUUUGACCCCCCGUUACCGUCGUAUCUCUCGUUCCACCUCGCUAUCGUGGACUCCGCACUUGUCCUGUGCCUGAGAACGCUGGAGUCCACCUCCCCCACCCACACGGCCUCCGCCUUCGCGACAGACAUCUCUCUAACCGGGUUCAACAUCCGAGACCGCUUGUUUGGCUCUCGAAAUCGCACUCACGACGAGGCUGGGGAAUUCUUCGCCUGGAAAGGUGACGAAGUCAGAGUCAGAGAGAGGAUUCGUAUCGAGAGUCAGGACCCCAGUCUGAUGGCUGUGAUGGCCAAGUUAACUGCCUUGGAGCACGAAGUCAUGAAAUGGACGACCGCUCUUAAAGUGCUGAUGGGGAAUGAAGACACGGACAGCGACGAACAGCCACUCGACCGUUGGACUGGGCGAUGGAAGAUUGGAGCGAGAUCCUUGUCUACGGACGCGCCUGCGGAGGUGGAAUCCCGUCCGGAUCGGAAAGAUGCUAUCUACGCCUUGAUCGACCAGAUCAAUAGCAAUGAGGUUGUACUGGCGGAGAUGAUGGAUGAGUUGGAUUUAUUGGAUGACUUCAGCGGGGUUCUCAACCUCGAAGGCCCCGAACUUGACGACGUGUUCAGCCAGACAAUCGGCCACCGAGACGAACAGACACUGGAAGCGCGGGUACAGGUUGCGCGACAAGAUUUUGGAGAUUUUCUCCCGGAAGGUCACCUGAAUGCCAGAGAGAUUCAGCUCUAUACUCGAUUAUAUGGCGAGCCGAUUAUACGCGAACAAGAAACAGAGUUGGAGCUCCUAGAGGUGGAAGAGAGCCCCGAUAAACUCUUCCGGGAGGAUGGCCAAGGAGGAUGGGAAGAAAUUGAGAUGGAGGAGGAGUCUGUGCUUGAGGAAGAGGCUCCGGUGGUAUACGAUAUGGAUUUUCCGCCGCCGGCGGACGAAACUGCCGCUAUGCAACGGACCAGGGAAGUGGCCGAGCAGCUAGGUGGGCAUGUUAUGCUGGAGGAGUUCCAGGACGAAGCAGUCCCCGACGCCACCCCACGGCUGCAUCCACUGACAGCGGAAGGGAAGUUCUCUCCGGAUCCAAGCACGGUAUUCCCGCCCAAAGAGUCGAUGACUGGGCCGAUCUCCAUCAUUCUGUCGGAAUUCUCCAACAAGCACAUUGCGGAUGUCGCCCAUCGUACAUUCGGCGGCCCCCGACUUCCGAAUUCUACCGCAACCCUUCCUGCGCGGGCCCAGCUCCCCCAGCUCCCGAUUGCGCUGGAUGCGACCCAGCGUUACAUGGGUGAGAUGGAAGCCAAUGUCUAUCUCGCUACCCUGUACCCCGGAAUGUAUGCGUCCAUUCUAAGCACUCUCGUCGAGGUUCGGAAGCGCUUGGGCUCGGAAUGGAUCCGCCGUCUGAUGUCGCAAGAAGGCGGUCCGAAUGUUCUGGACGCCAGUGCCGGCGGUGCCGGUAUCUUAGCGUGGAGGGAUGUCCUUCGCGCGGAGUGGGAGCUGAUGGUUCCAGACCAUCCCCCAUCCAACCCUAUCCCAGUGGGCAGAUCGACUGUGGUCACUGGUUCCGACUCUCUCCGGAUGCGCGCCAGUGCGAUGCUAGAAAACACAACCUUCCUCCCACGGCUGCCUGACUAUGUUAACACCCGCGGGAAGCCGACGUUAGAAGACGAGCGAGCCCCGAAAAGGAAACAGUUCGACAUCAUCGUGGCGCCGCAUUCGAUCAUGGGCAUCGAGGAGGAGUACGUGCGGAAGCAACACGUCGAAAACCUCUGGAACCUCCUUAACCCCAACGGCGGUGUUCUGAUCCUCCUGGAAAAGGGACAUCAGAAAGGCUUCGAGGCCGUCGCCGGUGCCCGCGAGAUGCUACUCAAGCGACACAUCGCUAGUCCUGGGUCGACGCGGUACGAGGAUCUCACCGAAUCGCCCGGAGAGCAGACGCAUGUGGACAAAGAGCCCGGCAUGAUCAUCGCCCCCUGCACCAACCAUUCCAAAUGCCCAAUGUUCCACAUGUCCGGCCACGCCAAGGGCCGCCAGGACUUCUGCCACUUCGAACAACGAUACAUCCGACCGGACUUCCUCCAGCGCAUCAUCGGCGCCAAGGACCGCAACCACGAAGACGUCAAAUUCAGCUACCUCGCCGUCCAGCGCGGCGUGGACCUCCGCGAGGUGAAAGGCAUCGUCCAAGGCCCCCAAGCCACCGAGGCCGCCUUCGAAGGCUACGAGACCCCCACGACCUCACCGAACGAGAACGAGCGCGAAGGACUCGAGAAGGGCCAGGAAUUCAACACGCUGUCCCUCCCGCGUCUCGUCUACCCGCCCAUGAAACGCCGCGGACACGUCACCUUCGACGUGUGCACACCGGCCGCGAAGAUCGAGCGCUGGACCGUCCCCCGCUCUUUCAGCCGCCGCGCCUACAAGGAUGCCCGCAAGUCCCAGUGGGGCGAUCUGUGGGCGUUGGGCGCGAAGACGCGCAUCCCCCGCUCCUUGAGACUGGGCGAUAAGCGCGGAGAAGGCAAAAAGGAGCGCCUGGCGCGACGCGCGGCUGAGCAAGCGGAGAUGAACGGGUUGGAAGAGACGGAAGAGGGAGCGGACGUGCCCGUGCUGGAUAAAACGUCCCCUGCCUGGGCUGAUCCUGAGCCUCCGCGGAAGAAGAAGGGGCAGAAAGUCGCUCCCUGGAAGAAGCAGGCGGAACACAGGAGUUAUAGGAAGGCUUUGAGGAAUAAUGCCCGGAAGCAUCUCGCUGAGUCUGAGUCGGGUUGA
Molecule: messenger RNA, 3297 nt
Organism: Aspergillus campestris IBT 28561
Lineage: Eukaryota; Fungi; Ascomycota; Eurotiomycetes; Eurotiales; Aspergillaceae
Product: tRNA methyltransferase RSM22
Exons: 6
Coding region: 1-3297 (1098 amino acids)
Biological process (GO): translation
Cellular component (GO): mitochondrial small ribosomal subunit
Molecular function (GO): methyltransferase activity; structural constituent of ribosome
Source: RefSeq, a predicted model, not a curated record